Cygnus atratus (black swan) is the source of this 2517-nucleotide messenger RNA. It is a transcript of the gene CSF3R, whose product is annotated as colony stimulating factor 3 receptor. Gene Ontology annotation, cellular component: signaling receptor complex; membrane; external side of plasma membrane. Gene Ontology annotation, molecular function: cytokine receptor activity; granulocyte colony-stimulating factor binding. Gene Ontology annotation, biological process: cytokine-mediated signaling pathway. The record is from RefSeq and is a predicted model, not a curated record. NCBI's taxonomy places the organism in Eukaryota, Metazoa, Chordata, Aves, Anseriformes, Anatidae. Bases 1 to 2517 code for a protein of 838 amino acids. The transcript has 15 exons.
AUGGCCAGGCGCGGUGCGGGGACGCCCUUGCUGCUGCGGCUCUCCCUGCUCCUGCUCCUCCGCCUGGGCGGGACCCUCGGCUGUGCCUCGGUGGACGUGGGCUCGCCCGUCGUGCUGCUGGGGUCGGCCGUCACGGCGUCCUGCAGCGUGCGCAGCAGGCUGUGCCGCGGGCUGGAGGGCAGGCAGGUCCGGAUCUCCUGGAUGCUGGACAACGAGACGGUGGCCGGGAGCCAGUGCUGCGGCGCGGGGGACACCGAGGUGUCCAACCUGACCCUGGCCCAGUUCAACCGCACGCAGGCCAAGCUGUGGUGCUGGGUGGAGUGGAACGGGACCAAGCAGCGGGUCGGCCUGGCCGAGAUCCGGGCGGGCUACCCCCCUGCCAAGCCCUCCAACCUCAGCUGCCUGCUGAACCUCAGCGACUACGGGCUGACGUGCCGCUGGGAGCCGGGAGCCGACAGCCACCUCCCCACCAGCGUCGCGCUCAAGUGCUCCACGAGCAGAGCCCCGGCGGUGACGGGCUGCACCCCGCAAGGUGGCCUCAGCCACUGCACGGUGCCGCGGCGGCUGCUGCAGCUGUACCGGCAGAUGGAGAUCUGGGUGGCCGCCUCCAACGCGCUGGGCACGGCCGAGUCCGAGCACCUCCGCAUCGACCCCAUGGACGUCGCCCAGCUGGACCCCCCAGCCCUGCGGAGCAUCCAGUCCGUGCCCCCCCAGACUGACUGUGUCGCCCUGGCCUGGGCGGUGGCGCCGAGCAGCGCGCACAUGGAGCUGCGGUGCGAGCUGCGCUACCGGCCCCCCGAGGACCCCGCCUGGGCGCUGGUCACCGGCAUCGUCGGCCAGGCCGGCACGGCGCAGUGCUGUGGGCUCCUCUUCGGGACGCGUUACCUCUUCCAGAUGCGCUGCCGGCGGCACUCGGCGCGCGGCCACUGGAGCGAGUGGAGCGCGGCCAGGAACCACACCACCCAUGAGAAAGCCCCCGCGGGGAAGCUGGAUGCUUGGUGGAGCACGCGGCCGGACCCGGCGGGCAGGAGGAUGGAGGUGCAGCUGCGGUGGAAGGCCCCGCGGCAACGGGAGGCAAACGGGCGUUUGCUGGGGUACCGCGUGGCUCUGGGGCCCAGGAGGAGAGGCAGGGAGCCCCCGACUGUCUGCAACACCUCUGACACCCACUGCGACUUCACCGCCCCGGCGGGGACCAGGAGGCUCUACCUCUCAGCCUACAACGCCGCCGGCGAGUCGGCAGCGACCGAGGUCGUGCUCCUGGAGAGGAAAGGUCAGCCCCUGGCUGGGCUCCGGGCCGUACCUGGAGGCGAGCGCAGCCUCUGGGUGCGCUGGGAGGCACCCACGGCCCCGGUGGCCGCCUACGUGCUGGAGUGGCAGCGGGUGGCCUCGGAGCCCGGCCGCUGCAGUGCCUGCUGGCAGAUGGAGCGCAACGGGGCCGCCACCGCCUCCCUCAUCCAUGACGGCAUCGAGCCCUUCCAGCAGUACAACAUCUCGGUGUGCCCCCUCUACAAGGAUGCCGUCGGGACGCCUGCCCACACAGCAGCCUACUCCAGGCAGAAGGCACCAUCCCACGCCCCGAAGCUGCACCUGAAGAGCAUCAGCAAGUCCCACGCGGAGCUCUGCUGGGACUCGGUGGCCGUUGAGCUGCAGAACGGCUUCAUCACCAACUACACCAUCUUCUGGGCCAACAGCACCGCCGAGGUGGCCAGUGCCGUUGUGAACUCCUCUUUCAAUUCCUUCAUCAUCCGGGACCUGAAGCCAUCAACCCUCUACAAAGUGCACAUCAUGGCAUCCACGGUCGGCGGCAGCACCAACAGCACCAGCCUCACCCUGGUGACCAUGGUGCUAGAUGACAUUGAAAUCCAGAUCCUCUUCCUGACCCUGGGGCUGAUCUUUGUCCUGCUCAUAGUCCUGCUGAUCUGCUUCCAGAAGAACGGGAGGGUGAAGCAGCAGUUCUGGCCCAGCGUCCCCGACCCGGCCAACAGCAGCCUGGGCAAAUGGGUGCCGGUGGAGCUGCAGCAGGAGCUUCCGCAAGUCCCCGGUGUGAGGGAGCCCGGACUGGCGACCAUUUCUACUGUCACGGUGCUGGAAAGAGCGGCAGGGAAGCAGGCGCCCGUUUGGGGCAAGGAUCCCCCUGCAGAGACCGCCAUUGCCUUCCCCGGGGUGUCCCAGCCCUACGUGCAGCAGGACGGCCCCGGCAGGGCCGCAGGGACAGGCACUUGCUCCUACGGGAGCGGCGAGACCGUGCAGUACGCGCAGGUGGCAGGGGAUGGCUACAAGGGCCAGCAGCACGUCCCGUGUCGCCUCUACCUCCGCUCCAGCUCCACGCAGCCCCUGCUUUUCGACCGCAGCCCCAGCCCCAAGCCCUACGAGAACCUGUGGUUCCAUGGGGCCACCCCCAGCCACGGCUGCCAGGGGUCCGGGGGCUUCCUGGAGGAGCCGCUCAUUGACUUCCCCCUGCUGCAGGGCCUGCAGAUCAGCGGGGCCGAGGAGCUCCAUGACUUCCAGCGGUGUUAA